Ectocarpus siliculosus is the source of this 2946-nucleotide messenger RNA. The record is from the annotation of a GenBank genome assembly. NCBI's taxonomy places the organism in Eukaryota, Phaeophyceae, Ectocarpales, Ectocarpaceae.
AUGUUUAGAACGGAUAAGGAUCUCAAGCUGGGAUCGAGACGUCAGGGUCGCUCGUCUCGAGGGAGCGAGGGCAGAGAUGAGGUUCUCGAAAAGGCGAGGCGAGAGCGCGCUCAGCGCGAGAAAGCGAGAGCCUCGCGCGGCCAGGCGGUAUCCAUUCAGAGCUGGUUCCGCGGGCAAUCAGCGGCGGGGGCAGCCCGUGGUUCGGAGCGGGCGGACUGGGACAGGAAGAUGUCCGACUUCGGAAAGCUCCAGCAGACGCUUGUCGCUCGGGGUAUUCCGUUCAUGCCUCCGGUGAAGUUCGUCCUGAUGGCCCUUCAGCAGCUCCUUUUCUUUUAUCGGAGAGAACAGGAUUCCGCCCGACUCUGCCUUUUCUGCGAGUCAGUGCUGACCCUCUGCGUCUUGCAGGCAGACUCGUCCUUGAAUCCGGCUGCGCACCUCGCCGGCAUCGUCGCCGAGCCCGCUAGCGCGGCGGGGAGAGGGACAACGGCAACGUCUGCGGACCCGGCUCUCAGGCUCCGCCUCCGGAGGCUGCUCGCUGCAUGCCUGGACCACACCGAGAGGGAGCUGAACAAGGGCGUGAGCGACGGCAAUAGCCCUCUCAAGGUCCUGCUCAUGCUGACGGGGAGCAGGGGCCACGUGGCGUGCCCCAGCGGUAUGCCCGAGCCGGCGAUGACUCCCCCAGCUGUCGAGGCCAGGGCGGCGGUUUCGCGGUGCUGCUUGGAGCUUCUGGUGUUCGAGCUGGGUCUAUUUUCCGCCCUGAGGAACGUACUCAUCGGGGGCCCUACUGAGCGAAAGGCGAUCGCUUCAGCCGGCACAACGACACAAUUGAAGCCGGCCCCCGGGCGACAGGGAGCGAUUGUUGGGUCCUGGGAGCUGGCGUUGACGGCACUCGACGCGGUUGGAAGCCUUUCCCCUGCCGCCACCGUCGCCCUCGCCGCUGCACCUCUCUCCCGAUCACCACCGCCGCCGUCAGCUGCCGCCGCCGCGGUCCCGCUCCGCGCGUCGUUCGUGGCGGAGAUCCUGUCGGUGCCGCUCCUGCCGUCCAGGCUAGGCGUCGACGGUGUCAACCUCUUGCUCAAGGAGCGGGCGGAGGCGUUCUUCGACUGCCUCAGAGAUUUCCGAGUGGAGAUGGUGGCCGCCGCCGCCUACGCCGCCGCCGACGGCGAGGGCGGGGGAAAAGGCAGAGCGAAAGGUGCCGCCGCUGGUGCAUCCGAUCCUGGUGCCGAGGAGGGGAAGAGGAGGAGUCGGGGUGGCGCCGGCGGCGCCGGCCACUGGGGGGCGUUUCAUCUCCCCCCCCCGCCCGUGUCUUGCUGCUCGACGGAGGCGUUUCUCCUCGGCAACGUCGUGGCGAUGGGAACAAAGAUCUCGGUGGAAGGCGGCGGCGGGGGUGGGGGAGGGGGCGGAAUCGAUGCCGGCGGACCGAUGACGGCCUCGGCAGCGCGACGAGGGCAGCGGGAGUUCAUGCGGGCGGUGACCAGCUUGCUGGAGCUUCGGGCGAUACCCGAGAGUCUGCUCACCGACAGACAGGCCAUCACCUGGCAGAGCCAGGACGGGGCGUCUGGGGGCGGCAGCGGCGGGACUUCGAUGACAGCGCUUGCCGUGCCACAGGCGGUGCAGGACCAGGUGCGGCUGCUGGUGUCCGACCGCUGGGUGAGGUCGGCGAGCAUGCUGGCCCUGGACGGGGUAAACGAGAAAUCGCUCCAGAGGUGCACAGAGGCCGAGCGCCUCGAGAACAAGGAGGUCCUCGAGUCUAACGCCGCGAACCUGGCCGUGGCCAGUGUCCAAAGUCAUAGGGCAGAGGCAAACCGAGGGUUCGUCUCCAAGUGGGCCGAGAAACUCCUCAAGACUAGCAAGAAGUGGUUCAGCUCCCCCGAUCAGCCGCAACAACCGUCUUCUUCCGCCAUGAGCAACGCCGCGGCCGCCGCCGCCGCGGCUGCUCCCACCCUCCCUCCUGACGGCUCCAGCAGCGGCCUCAUCAACGCCAGCGCUGCCUCUCGGGCAGCGGCAAUGGGGCAGGGGCAGCAGCAGUCGAAGAGCGGCGGCCCCGCGGGAGGAGGAGGAGGUGGGGGGGGGGGAGGGGCAGCAGGUUCGGGGACCACCGUGGGCGGCGGCGGUGGUGGAAGAGGGCGGGGAGGCGUUGUCGACCCCGCUGACAGGCCUCACGCUUACGAUGCGGAUAGCGUCUUGGCGCUGUCGGAGCUGCUGGGGGUGCUCCUUCGACGAUGGGGGACGGGCGCGAACGCUUCGAACCAAGUCAUGCAGGCGUUUCUCCUCGGCAACGUCGUGGCGAUGGGAACAAAGAUCUCGGUGGAAGGCGGCGGCGGGGGUGGGGGAGGGGGCGGAAUCGAUGCCGGCGGACCGAUGACGGCCUCGGCAGCGCGACGAGGGCAGCGGGAGUUCAUGCGGGCGGUGACCAGCUUGCUGGAGCUUGGGGCCAAGACCCCCAACUCUUGUCAACCAAGCGCCUUUCCCCCCUUCGCGAUCGUGUCGGCAGGGCUUCACUCCACCGUUGCCGUGAUGUGCUGCCUCUUCAGCCACCUUCUGGUAGUCCUCGACGAUGCCGAGCUCUACGAGAAGGGGCAGCCCCUACCGCUCCACCACGUGCGGACUCUCGUCAAGGGCCUCAAACGCCCCCUCUUCGCGUUCUGCUGGGAGCAGGAACAAAAGGAGAGCUCGGUGCACCACUCCACCGGCCACUUCGGCACGUUUUUCGCUGCGGCGGCAGAGAGGCUCCUUAGGGGGCUGUAUGUCAGGAGCUCCAGAAGAGCCUUGUGUCCGUCGGAAGCUUGGGUCGUCCCUCAGUUUCUGUGGGUCCUUAAUCGGGGCCGCUGUUGGUGGGAGCCCUUUCGGGAGAAGCGGAGUGUCGCCAGAGACCUGGGAGCCGCGUUCAUUCGAGGCGCCUGUCGACGAGAAGCCGGUGUCCAAUACAAGCAGAGGCUCCUCUGA